CACGACCGAUGCCUCCUUUCCUUCUCCCCAACCACUAACGAUGACACUCGUUAACGACAGCUCAUCGGAGCUCGCAUUCACUUGCACCAUGUCUUUCCAGAAUGUCGUCGCAUUUUCUACUCAUAGCCCCAACGGAGGGGUCCGAUUUGUUUGAACCACGAGAUACGUAUCGGUGUAGAGGCAAGAUAGCUGCACACCGGUUAGAUCGAUAGAUCAUACUCGAAGAAAGACUUUGAAGGAUUGUGACAAUUGAUACAAACUUCUCGCUCUGUCACAGGAAAGAGCUCAGAACCCGAACGGGUUGGAACACACAUUAACCUGAAAGUUCAUAGAAAAUCCAACCCCAAAUUUACCCUACGCCCGCUUUCAAGAUGCUGUUCGAAGACCUCGCAACCGAACUGGUCGUGCAGGUGUUCUUAUCAUGCCGCUCUGUCACCGACGUAACAGCUCUAUCUUCUACCUGUCGUCGUUUCCGCAACAUCUUUGCCUCGUCUCAAAAGCUUCUCAUCCUCGAAAAUGCCGCCGAAACGCAAUUCGGACCUCUGGAAGACCUUACCCAGCUUCUCACUCAUAAUGCCAGCCAGCCUGCGCACAUUGUUCGGACCGUUCCGUUCUCUCUAGCGCUGCUUAAGCAGAUUGUGCAUCAUGGGCGUGUAGCUGAGAAGUGGUGCGACAUAUACCCGUUCAAGAAGUGGAAGCACAACUAUGAACUACGCCGACUCUUGACCACGGAGGAGCGCUAUGUUGUAAGAAGGGCCAUAUACAGGAUUUGGCUUUAUUCACGCGCCUUUCACAAUCGCGAACACCCACGCGAAUUCCGUGCAACAAGGCUCGUUCUACUCAAGCGUGCGGCACUCCUACACAACUGGAGUACCUGGGAACUAGCCGAGAUCGCCGACGUCCAUCGCGUCAUACGGGAAGUCGUACAGAGCAACGUCUGCCCAUCUAACGGCACCAUUGCGCGGAAGUUCAAGAAAAGGCAUCCUGGCAACGAGCACUCUCUGCUAUUCAACAAUAUCCACCUCAACUACCCACCCACAGCCCCCCAAGUUUUCAAUCCCUUCACGCCUAAUCCCCUCUCCACGCACUUUAACAACACACCAACCUACACCUCGCGCUACGCGGCAUCGAAGUUCUCUCUCCACCCAUCCCACGAAGUCGGCGCUGAAGGCUGGGGUGACGAUAUCCCCCAUUACUACGUUAUCGAGGAUCACAUGAAGCUCGAUCCCGCUCAAAUAUUGUACUUGAAGGAACAUGCACCACUAAAGGGCAUGGUGGAGGGUUAUGUGAGGAGCUUGUGUCCGGAGUAUGAUUGGUUCACCAAUAAUGGGGAGACGUGGGUGCAGACGUUGGAGUUUGUGCUCGAUGAGCGUGGAGAGGAUGUUGGAGAUUUCAUGGGGGCUAUUGCGGAGGGUGAGGCUGGUGUUGCCGUCAUCGAAGUGUAGUUUCCAGGCAUUUGGUGAUUGAUGAAGAAACGGACAGUGUACCUUCGGAUCUCACACCGUCGCACGGUAUGGCUUAGGCUGAAUAGUGUACGGAGAUGUAACGAAACUUAGCCAGAGGCAAGUGACUAUUACCCUUGUGUAUCCCACUGGUUCUAUCUUGAUUUGGAGGUAUUCCAGAGUCUCUAGGUAACUGACUAGUGCAUACACAUCCAACUUGGUGGCCUCAUUCUGCGCUAUCAGGCGGGUAGCCGUCAACGUCAGUCUCCUACAGUGCCGGGCGGCAAAGUAAUAAAGAAAGCUAGAUUGUCGCCUAAGCCUGUACGCUUGUACCUAGGAUUGUGGCUUAGCAACGAAAUAGGCGACGUUUCUUGGAUGAAAGAAGACAGAUAAGCCGAUCUUUGCAGCAAGCCGCACAACUAUUCGGGCCUUAGUAUUUGCAACCUGCCUGAUUCUGUGCCGGUGAAGCAGACCUUGGAAGUCUUGC
Alternaria alternata is the source of this 1929-nucleotide messenger RNA. RefSeq lists its product as hypothetical. The record is from RefSeq and is a predicted model, not a curated record. The transcript is spliced from 2 exons. NCBI's taxonomy places the organism in Eukaryota, Fungi, Ascomycota, Dothideomycetes, Pleosporales, Pleosporaceae. The coding region runs from base 372 to 1445 and encodes 357 amino acids.